AUGGAGAAGCGGGGCUGGGCUGGGAAACCGCCCUCGGCCGCGGCGCCUCAGCAGCCGCCGAUGACGCCUCGGAAAGAGAGGAGGCCUAGCAUGUUCGAGAAGGAGGCAUAUGCACAGAUUUUAAGAGAAAGACUGAGAGAAUCAAUUCAUGAUGUUCAGUACGUAGAGCCACCAUUUGAUGACUCAAUUGCUGACAUAGGUAAAGAAUGGAAGAGUGCCCUGGCAAAACUAAAGUUUGCUAAUUCAUAUAGAAUGGAGCCAUUGAAAAAAUUCCAGGCUUACUCGGUAGAAACGAAAGUCCAGCAGAUAUUAAAGGAUGAUAAUGAAGAUAAUUCAAAUGAUGGGACCCAGCCAUCCAAAAGGAGGCGAAUGGGCUCAGGAGAUAGCUCCAGGAGCUGUGACACUUCCAGUCAGGAUCUUGGCUUUAGCUACUAUCCCGCAGAAAAUUUGAUAGAGUACAAAUGGCCACCUGAUGAAACAGGAGAAUACUAUAUGCUUCAAGAACAAGUCAGUGAAUAUUUGGGUGUGACCUCCUUUAAACGGAAAUAUCCAGAUUUAGAGCGACGAGAUUUGUCUCAUAAGGAGAAACUGUACCUGAGAGAGCUGAAUGUCAUUACAGAAACACAGUGCACUCUAGGCUUAACAGCAUUGCGCAGUGAUGAAGUAAUUGAUUUAAUGAUAAAAGAAUAUCCAGCCAAACAUGCUGAAUAUUCUGUCAUUCUUCAGGAAAAAGAGCGCCAGCGAAUUACAGAUCACUAUAAAGAGUAUUCUCAAAUGCAACAACAGAAUACUCAGAAAGUUGAAGCCAGCAAAGUGCCUGAGUACAUUAAGAAAGCUGCCAAAAAAGCAGCUGAAUUUAACAGCAACUUAAACCGGGAACGUAUGGAAGAAAGAAGAGCUUAUUUUGACUUACAGACACAUGUUAUCCAGGUGCCUCAAGGGAAGUACAAAGUGUUGCCGACAGAGAGAACCAAGGUCAGUUCUUACCCGGUGGCCCUCAUCCCUGGACAGUUCCAGGAAUAUUACAAAAGGUACUCACCAGAUGAACUGCGGUAUUUGCCAUUAAACACAGCGCUUUAUGAGCCCCCCCUGGAUCCUGAGCUCCCUGCUCUCGAUAGCGAUGGUGAUUCAGAUGAUGCCGAAGAUGGUCGAGGUGAUGAGAAACGGAAAAAUAAAGGCACUUCGGACAGCUCCUCUGGCAACGUGUCUGAGGGAGAAGGCCUUCCUGAAGGCCAGGAGGAGCCUCUGCAGGGAAGACAGAGGUCCAGGGACAAGGCUGCUCCUCCACGAAAAGAUGCUUCCAAACGUUCUGUACUGUCCAAGUCAGUUCCUGGGUACAAGCCAAAGGUCAUUCCAAAUGCUCUAUGUGGAAUUUGUCUGAAGGGUAAGGAGUCCAACAAGAAAGGGAAGGCUGAAUCACUUAUACACUGCUCCCAGUGUGAUAACAGUGGCCAUCCUUCUUGCCUGGAUAUGACCAUGGAGCUUGUUUCUAUGAUUAAGACCUACCCAUGGCAGUGUAUGGAGUGUAAGACUUGCAUUAUAUGUGGACAACCCCACCAUGAAGAAGAAAUGAUGUUCUGUGAUGUGUGUGACAGAGGUUAUCAUACUUUUUGUGUGGGCCUUGGUGCUAUUCCAUCAGGUUGCUGGAUUUGUGACUGUUGUCAGCAAGCCCCCCCAACACCCAGGAAAGUGGGCAGAAGGGGGAAAAGCAGCAAAGAGGGAUAGUUUUUGACCCCAAUACUGUAAUGUGCAUUUAAAUGAAGUAUUUGGUGCCAUUUUACAACAUUCUCAUUUUUAUGCCAAUAAAAGAUUUCUGAAA
This is a messenger RNA of Lipotes vexillifer (Yangtze River dolphin), 1819 nucleotides long. RefSeq names its product PHD finger protein 10 (gene PHF10). Gene Ontology annotation, cellular component: npBAF complex. The record is from RefSeq and is a predicted model, not a curated record. Lineage: Eukaryota; Metazoa; Chordata; Mammalia; Artiodactyla; Lipotidae. Bases 1 to 1725 code for a protein of 574 amino acids. The transcript is spliced from 13 exons.